Apis cerana (Asiatic honeybee) is the source of this 4466-nucleotide messenger RNA. RefSeq names its product LHFPL tetraspan subfamily member 6 protein. Gene Ontology annotation, cellular component: membrane. The record is from RefSeq and is a predicted model, not a curated record. NCBI's taxonomy places the organism in Eukaryota, Metazoa, Arthropoda, Insecta, Hymenoptera, Apidae.
UCGGCGAGGCGACGCGCACGAAGACAGAGAGAGCGGCGUGGCGGAGCGAGCCGGCGGAAAAGCGAGCCGUUCCUUCGGUUCAGUCGCAGUCACGAAGCGGCGCCGAGCACCACCACUCGGCCGCCUCUUUCUCUUUCGCGCUCGCGCGCGCGCGUCUAUAAUUAAACAUCGGUGGAGGAGCAAAAGUGUCGGGGACGAAGGAGAGCGCGCGUUCCUCCUCUUUGUCCGUUCCCUUUUUUUCAUCCUCCUCCUCCGCCGCUGAACCGAACGAUGAAUUUUUCUCGUGAACCGCCGACUCCGACUCGACGCGUUCCGCCGCUUCUUCGCUUCUCGGCUAUAAUUAACAACUACGUUUCCUUCUAACGCGUUCAGUUCUUCUCGUCUCGCGAUCAUGCCGAACGCGUGCCCCUCCGACCGACCUCUCCACUCGAGAAACGUUCUUCGUACCGAGACGCGGUGGUGAGACGUCGACCGACAGAUGGAUCGUGGCCGUCGUUAGAGGAUAGCGCGAAUACCGUUCGCCCUUCUCGAACCUUGACCGUGAGUCUCCUCUCCCGAUUCUCGCGUUUAAACGCGUUUCUAUUUUUAUCCGGUCGGUACGCGUAGACGGGCGCGCGAGGUCGCGUCGAUCCUCGAAAGUGUAAAAGCACGUUUUUGGUGAAUCAAGUUUGAUCAACGAAGAGGAGGAGGAGGAGGAAGAAACAUCGAGGAUCCCGGCUUCGAGAGUUGGAUAGCGGAUUCGCUCGCGAUGCGCGAGUGACGAGAAGAAGAGAGGAGAGCGGGGAUACACCGGCGAGGAACCGAGCUGCGGAGAAACGACGAGAAGAGAGAGAGAGGACGAUUCGAAACGACCGAUGAGAUGACAGUGUUGUGCGCGUUGUGGGCGACAUUGUCCACCGUGGCAUCGAUCCUCGCCUGUUCCGGAUUUUACCUGCCUUAUUGGAUUCAGGGACGACUACUGGGAAAGGCGGACGCGUAUUUUGGUUCCUUUCGACGGUGCAACUAUCCACGGAUAAGGGCGGCGAACACCGCUCCCGAAAUAGUUUACGAGUGCGCCAGAUACUCCAGCUUCUGGGACAUUCCGAGCGGUUGGUGGCAGGCGAGCACGGUCACCAUGGGGAUCGGGGUCGCGAUCGCGGUGAUCGGCGCCCUCACCCUGCUCGCGGCCGCCUCCACCUUCCUCCCGCACAUCCUCAAAACUCCGAGGCACACCAGGGUGCUCGGCUCUCUCCAGUUGCUCGCCGCAGCGAUGAUAUGCGGCGGUCUGGUCAUGUAUCCGAUAGGAUGGGACAACAGGGAAGUGCGGGAGUCUUGCGGGAAGGGUGCUAACGUGUACAAUCUCGGAAAGUGUUCCGUUUCAUGGUCGAGCUAUCUGCUGGUAGGCUCGGUGGCGCUGUUGAUGCUAUGCUUCGGGCUGAGCUUCUGCGCUGCGCGACACAAGCCGUCCAACCCGCACACCGAUCCUCUGCGCAUUUGACAAUCGAGAUACUCUCAAUCGAUUCACGCCUAUGCCUCGCCGAAGACGACCACCCUCUCCUUCGUCACGGUCUGUUGAGCCGUGAGGAGGGCGAGGAGAAGGAGAAGGAGAGAAGCAGCAACAGGAGGAGAAGCAUCGAGAAGCGUCUCAUCCGGGUACGAGCACACCGCGCACACGUCACGCGACAAACCACACACGUCGCACGAGCCACGCGUCACGCGUCACGCACGCUUCCCACCCGACUACCCGAUCGUUUUACCUUAUCUAAGAACGAAACUUUGCUCCUUCCACUCGUGCGCACAGCGUUGCCACGUUUCCACCAUGUUUUUUCGCGACCAACUUCUCCACGGUUCUACGAGGAGAGGGGAUACGCGGAAUAUGUGGGCGAAUAGCGUAAAGCGUUGAAAACCGUGCGAGAUUCUCGAUCGAGCGUUCGAUCCAAACGAUUUUCAUUUCCCUUCCGAUUCCUCGAUUAUUCUUUUUUUUCCACGUGACGGUAACUAAAGAGUCUUCUCGAUACGCUUUCGAAACUUCUGCUCGAGAGAGAGAGAGAGAGAGAAAGAGAACAAAAAGAGAAACGUUUGGAACAGCAAAUGUUUCGGACAGGUAACGACGUACAACAGAGUUCGUUAGCCGCAAACUUCUCUCUCUGUGAUCUUUGCGACUCUAGAAACUAGCAUCUCGUCGUUUCGGUACUUCUCUUUGACUCCCUCCUCCCUUCACCCCGCGCCUUUGCUCGAAAGACUUUGCUAAAAACUUUCUCUCGUUCGUGGUUCGGAAAGCGCGUAUACGUAUAAAGAAUUUCAAAGAUUUCGUUCAAAGCGACGAAACGUUUAAAAAGCCACGUCGAUUUUUCUCCUCCCUCUAAUUUGCACACGAGGCGCGCAAAAAAUGGAGAGAAAGGGGAGGGAUUUUUCUCGCGAAAAAUGCGGAUUGUCGGAUUAUUACGUCGAGCGAUCGAUCGAAGAUCGAACCCCCGCGUUACGGGAUUUCUUGGAGAAAACAACGGAAUCCAUUAUGAAGAAAAUAUGCCCCUUCUUGCUCCUUUCUUCCUUCCUUUUUUUCUUUCGCGCAAUUGUUGUUAUUAAACCGAGAACGAUUCCUCGAGGGAGAAGCGGCUUAAACGAAUGGUAAUUUAAAUGGUAAUCGCGCCAAGUUGGAUUUAAAACUCGCGCGUUUGCAACGUUGUCGUUCCAACACCGCGAUGAAAAUUAUUACGCGCCUCCCCUUCUUCUUUCUACUAGCGAGAAUAUGUUCUUCGAACUAGAUCGAGGCGAGAAUCCCAAUUUUUUUUUUUUAAAUCUGAUCGAUCUCCCUGGAAACAAGGAGGGCGAGGAUCGAUUUCGAGGCAUCGGAUUUCCGCGAGCAGGAAGCGCGACUGGUUUGGUAUCGGUGUAAAGCCACCACCGAUGGAGUUCCAUUAAGGGAGGAACGAGCGCGACUUUGCUUCCUUUUCCAUCCUUUUCGAUGGCCCUGGAGAGAGAGAGGGGGGAAAUAGCCCCGAAUAUCCCGGGGCGAGUGGUUAUCGACGAAAGUCGGGAUGAAACAAAGUUGGAAAACUCGUUCGCUCGCGACCCAUCCCCCCCCUCGAGUCCUUCUUUCUCUUCGACCUGUUGCCAGAAUUCCUUGCUUUCGAGCAAGGUCGCGAAAUAGGAUAUUCCCGAUCCACCGUUUUUUUCCCAUCCAGCGAGAUGCACGCAAUUUGCAAAUACUUCUCCUCGCCACAAACGAUCGAAUUCGACUUCCUGACUUUCGUGAGAAAGAGAGAGAGAGAGAUUGUGUGCCGAAAGAAUUCUCGUUCCGCUUCAACGAAUUAAUUAAAUCAAUUAAAACGAGCUUUAUAUCUGCAAUUUUUGAUGGGCGAAAUGUACAUGUGAAAGGAACAAGUUAUUCAAGACGAUCGAGAGGAAUCUCAAAAUUAUGUCGGCAAAAUUUGAGAAUGACUCACCGGUUUAUGCGCUAUUGAUAGAUUGCAAAAGUAUUCGAACGUUGGUAUUAAGUGUUUUUACGUUCAGAGCUAUCGUUUCAUCGAUAAUAAAAGUGUGAAAGAGAAUGAAGAAAGGAAAUGGAAUAGCGAGAUAGGAAAAAUUGUAGAUCCACGUUACAUCAUAAGAGAAACAAAAAACUAAAGGGACGAAUAAAGCUGUAUAUAGGCCGGAGAGCUAAAGAUGGACCGAUGUCCAAUUAGACGGUCGGAUCGAUGGAGAAAAGCGGAUAGCGAUUACGUAACUUUAAGCGAAAGGUGGAAGAGAAGGAGGAGGAUUCGAAAAUCAGGAUCAGCCGACAGCGAGAUCGUUUUCGUAAACUCUUUGACAGGGUACUCGGGGGAGGAGGAGGAGGUAAAUUCGAAUCGCGACGGUUUUGUAACCGGUAACUCCCCUUUGCUCCUUAUUUGCAUGUAAAUUGCCGGCCGUACGACGACACGACGGGAACACGACGGAGAAAAAUAUAAAGGAGGAACGGCACUCUCUCUUUCUCUCUCUGUUCGCUUGUUAUUCACCCGAUCGAACAUCGAAGAAUUCGUUAGAUUGGGUGAAAAAAAAGAAAGAGACGCGCGAAUAAUGCGUCACGGAGUCGUAGCAGAAACGGAGCCGUCAUCGACGCGUAAAUUUAGCGUUGUAUUUUUCUAUUUUUCUUCUCUUUCUGUCUCCCUCCCUGUCCCCUUCUUCCGCUCGAAUCGAGAAUCAAUCGCGCGGAAACUGGACGUUUCGAAGAGUCGGCGGUGCCGUUAUCCACGAUGGAAAUCGUACACACACGCGCACGUAUACGCGCGCACGGUCGGAUCGCCGUCUCUCUUUUCCUUAAGGGAGAGGGAGGGGAGGGGGCGGGUGAAUUCCGAUCCAUCCGAAGGAACACCACUCGCAUAGAGCAAGUUUACUCGUUGUACAUAUUAUACAUAUUAUACGGUACAGUAACGAAAUGAAUAUUCGGUAUGGGGUAAAUGUUGCAUCGCAUUAUUAUAUUUUAUAAUAAAAUUGAAAUAAACCAA